CAAGACAAUGUCAAAAGUCAAAACUGAAAGUUGAUUUCAAUCUGAGGUUAUUUUUAUUUAGAAGAAAUAACAAAAUGACAUUAUUUAAAUUAAAGGCUGCGUCUUGUGUGUUAAUAGAAGAUGACUGUGAUAAAAAUGUGCUUCCUCUAAUUUCGGAAUUAGUUGAAAAGUCAAGUUUGAACAUACUGUGCUAUGAACAACCUAUUUGCGUCUGGCAAAACAUUUACUCAGGAAAUUCACUGCAAUGCUUCAAAGAUUCGCAGCUAAAAGAAUGGCAGAAUUCAUCAGCUGUUAAAACUGUUCAUAUGAUAGAUUCAGUGAAUCAAAUGAUAUUAGAUGUAGGCUGGGAUAACUGCUUAACAUGCUUAAGAAAUCUGCUUUCAACACCUGAAGUGGUUAAACUUAUUUUAAUAUUACACCGGGAUUGUCUAACAAAUUCCAAAAUACGGAUACAGUUAACUCAUUUGGCAAAUGCUAUUGUGUCCUAUGAUAAAAUAAAAUCUAAUAAAAUAAGAGUUCAAAUAAAAAAAGGUGGUAAAUUGUGUAAAAGUGAAGAGAUUAUUUCAUACAAUGCGUUAACAUCAACACUAAAUCUGACACCCAUUGUAAAGGAUAUUGUGAGUGUUGAUGAACCAGAAAAAGUAUUACCAAAUGAGUUAUCAACAUUUAAAAUCGAAAUAGACCAAAUACAACAAUUGGAGAAGAACAAAUUGAAAUUGCCCUAUAUGAGUAAAAUUAAUGAAGGGAAAGGUAAAGUUUAUUAUGAACCAGAUGCAGUGGACGACUGGGAUGAUGAGGAUCCUGAUGAUGAUUUAGAUAUAUGAAUAUACUUUGUUUGGUACCUUA
Pararge aegeria (speckled wood butterfly) is the source of this 846-nucleotide messenger RNA. RefSeq names its product elongator complex protein 5 (gene Elp5). The record is from RefSeq and is a predicted model, not a curated record. Gene Ontology annotation, biological process: tRNA wobble uridine modification. The transcript has a single exon. NCBI's taxonomy places the organism in Eukaryota, Metazoa, Arthropoda, Insecta, Lepidoptera, Nymphalidae. Gene Ontology annotation, molecular function: tRNA binding. The coding region runs from base 75 to 824 and encodes 249 amino acids. Gene Ontology annotation, cellular component: nucleus; elongator holoenzyme complex; cytosol.